Messenger RNA from Oryza sativa Japonica Group (Japanese rice), 3650 nucleotides. Its product is annotated as probable polyol transporter 6. Gene Ontology annotation, biological process: transmembrane transport. The record is from RefSeq and is a predicted model, not a curated record. Lineage: Eukaryota; Viridiplantae; Streptophyta; Magnoliopsida; Poales; Poaceae. Gene Ontology annotation, cellular component: membrane. Gene Ontology annotation, molecular function: transmembrane transporter activity.
GAUGCUUUAGCUGCUUGGCCAGCCAAUAAGAAACAAACAAACACACCAUGGAUCAUGAUAAAUAUGCAUUGCUACUCUAAUAAGGAACUAAGGAAGUCAGCAAAUGCAGGUGUUGUGUUUUUUUUUCUCUGCAUGGUCCUAGCUGUUUAAUUAACAACUAGAAUGCACACUAUAAAGGGAGGAAAAGGAGGCAGCUAACAUGAAAGUAUCUCACAAAGUCACAGCUAAUGUGCUAGUCAAUUUGUUCUCUCACACACUGAGAAAGAUGUUUUUUUUUUAGAACUGAGAAAGAGGUAAAGACUCCCUAUUAGGGGGUUGGGUACAAGUAUAGUAAAAUGAACAUGGUGAAAGGAGCUCACAAAAUGGUAGUUAGCCACCAAAUUUUUUCAAACAUUUAGACCAUCCAUGCAUAUGUUUAGAAACUUAUCUGGAUUGUUCCAGAUAUUCUUAAAAAUAUUCUUUUAAUACUAUGGUUGUACCAUAGCACAUAUAUCAUAACGCAAAGCUACAAAAAGGCAGUGACCAUCUAUCCUCUCAUGUUUGACUUAACAAACACGUACACAAAAACCCAAAAAAUGUGAAACAAGCAAGAACCGAAGGAGCUGCAAGCCACAUCAUGCCUUGCAUUGUCACCAACAAAUCAAUAAAUACCUUUCAAAAUAAAUAGACACCAGACAUAUUUUUGUGUCACUAGUAUAAUACAAGAAUAAAUGAAUAGACACCAGACCUAUUAUUGUGUGACUGGUAUAAUGUAUUUAUAUCCACACCAACAUGAUAGAGAGUACACGUUACACGUACUUUGUUUUGGUCUCAUCUGAAGUCUGAAAUCUGAAGCAAAUAAACAAAGAAUUGCAGAGAAGAAAAAAUGUGCUCUCUUUGUGUUGACCACUUAGCUCAUCCAUGGAGAUAAGCCCAGAGGAUGCGUACAAAGCUUCUCUCCUCCGUUGAGCUGUAUCCAUGGUUGUUAUUGCAAAUUUAACAACUCCUUGUCACCAUUGCACACAGCCAAAAACGCCCCUGUAUUCCUGUACAGAAAACAUGCACAAACUGUAUUUUAUUUCUUCAGCAUGUGCUCUGCUUCUGUAUUUUCGUCAGGGAGAAAUGUCUGACCUUUGGAGAGAGGCUCAGUGUUUGGAGACUGUCAUUUGCACUGUUUUAUCCAAUUUGGAGAUAGUGGUAUGCUACUGUCUACUACCAUUGUUAGUAGUACUGUACUGUUUUAGAGUCUUGGACCAUAAAUAUCUUACGAGUUUAUAAGUCUCCCAAGAUCUUUUUGCCGUUUACUCUUCACUGUAGUGUCCAGUUGUCCACUCCACUAUUGCAUCAGCUAAUCGAAAUCGACAAUGGUGUGCAACCUAGUGCCUACCAUUACAUAGUCUCAAAGAAAGUGUACAAUUAUUUCAGUAAAGGACAGAUCAGAAAAGAAAGAACAUAAAUACCAGCCAUCUGCAAAAGUUAUUACAACUACAAUUUUAUAAUAACUUCUUUAAUUUCUCUCUGCAUGGCUUACAUUACAUUGUACACUCUGUAUUCCUUGUGGUUGCGGCUAUAAAUAGGAGAGCACAAGAGUUGUAGCUUCCCUUGUCUUGCUCAAGUGUUCAAUUUUUUGUGUGCGUUUUUCAGCUCGUGUGUGAUUGAGAAGUACACAAGGAGAAGAAGGAGAAGACGACGCAGCUGCCAUGGGAGAAGAGAAGCAGAAUGACGAGAGGAAGAACAAGUACGCCGUCGGGUGCUCCAUCAUCGGCUCCAUCAUCUCGGUCCUCAUGGGCUAUGACACUGGUGUGAUGAGUGGGGCGAUGCUGUUCAUCAAGGAGGACCUGAAGACGAACGACACGCAGGUGCAGGUCCUCGCCGGGAUCCUCAACGUGUGCGCGCUCGUCGGCUCCCUCACCGCCGGCCGCGUCUCCGACUGCGUCGGCCGCCGCCUCACCAUCUCCCUCGCCGCCUGCAUCUUCCUCGUGGGCUCCGUCCUCAUGGGCCUCGCGCCCAACUUCGCCACGCUCCUCGCCGGCCGCUGCGUCGCCGGCGUCGGCGUCGGCUACGCGCUCAUGAUUGCGCCGGUGUACGCCGCCGAGAUCGCCUCCGCCGACAUCCGCGGCUCGCUCACCUCGCUCCCGGAGAUCUGCAUCAGCUUCGGGAUACUCAUCGGCUACGUGGCCAACUACCUGCUCGCCAAGCUGCCGCUGGUGUACGGGUGGCGCGCCAUGCUCGGCCUCGGCGCGCUCCCGAGCGCCGCGCUCGCGCUCGGCGUGCUCGCCAUGCCCGAGUCCCCGCGGUGGCUCGUCGUCCAGGGCCGCGCCGAGGAGGCGCUCUCCGUGCUCCGCCGCGUGUGCGACAGGCCCAGCGAGGCCGACGCGCGGCUCGCGGAGAUCAAGGCCGCGGCGGGGCUCGCCGACGACGACGGCGCCGCCGCCAACGCGGGCAGCGGCGGCAAGGGCGUGUGGAGGGAGCUGUUCCUGCACCCGACGCCGCCGGUGCGGCGCAUCGUCAUCGCCGCCCUGGGGAUCCACUUCUUCCAGCACCUCACCGGCAUCGAGGCCGUGGUGCUCUACAGCCCGCGCAUCUUCAAGGCGGCCGGCAUCGCCAGCCGCAACUCGGUGCUCGCUGCGACCAUCGGCGUGGGCGUCACCAAGACGGCGUUCAUCCUCACCGCCAUCCUCCUCGUCGACCGCAUAGGCCGGCGGCCGCUCUACCUGUCAAGCCUCGCCGGCAUCAUCGCCUCGCUCGCCUGCCUCGGCAUGGGCCUCACCGUCAUCGAGCGGUCGCCGCCGCACCACUCGCCGGCGUGGGCCGUCGUGCUCGCCAUCGCCACCGUGUUCACCUUCGUCGCCUCCUUCUCCAUCGGCGUCGGGCCGAUCACCUGGGCCUACAGCUCGGAGGUGUACCCGCUCCGCCUCCGCGCGCAGGGCGCCAGCGUCGGCGUCGCCAUCAACCGCGUGAUGAACGCCGGCGUGUCCAUGACGUUCGUGUCGCUCUACAAGGCCAUCACCAUCGGCGGCGCCUUCUUCCUCUUCGCCGGGCUCGCCGUCGCCGCCGCCACGUUCUUCUACCUCCUGUGCCCGGAGACGCAGGGCAAGCCGCUGGAGGAGAUCGAGGAGGUGUUCAGCCAGGGGUGGCGCGCGCGGCGCCGGGCGUCGGCGGCGGCCGUCGAGAUGCCGGCCUCCGGCGGCGGCGGCGGCGGCGGCGCCCCGAUGGCGUAGUGCGAAGUGCACCGCGGUGCGCGUGCGUGAACAAAGUGCAACGCACGCGUGUGGAUGACGUGGAAGUGUUUGUCACUUGGGGAAAAGAACGAAUAUUCGCUAGCUAGCUAGUGGUACAGAUGGCUAGAGAUUGAAAUGGAAGGGACCUGAUACUACUACUGUUGCAUUUGUAGGAAACGACUACUAGCUAACAAUGUCAUUCUGGUGUCGUGUGGUGUUUAGAAAAAACAAAAUCGUUGAAAUACAGUAAAAAAAAUUAAGAAAAUAAAAAUUUGUGCUACAGCAAUGGUAAUAGUCAUCGGGUGUCAAGAACAAAAAAAGCAUUUCAUACCGUAUAAUUACAGGUGGACAAGGAAUGGACCAGCAUGUCCCUCAAUGCGGCUCAAAUAGUCACAUUAUUUACUGAAUUUUUGUCGGACAUACUCCAGGCCAAUAAUUCUGGAAACAUUG